AUGGCCACCAAGCCAGAGCCGAUUCCAUCUCCUGCCCAGGGCGUUGGCCCUAUUUACCGACCUGACGGUGAAAAGCCGACGGCAACAGUCUCUAGAGAUGUAUCUUACGAAAACGUCCACGUGCUGCCUCAGACGCCUCAAUUGAUUGCUCUGUUGACGAUGAUCCGAGACAAGAAAACCGGCCGGGCCGACUUCAUCUUCUAUUCCAACCGAAUCAUCCGGCUAUUGGUGGAAGAAGGACUUAACCACCUCCCCGUUGUAGAACAGUCAGUGACCACCCCCGUCGACCGCGCCUACCUCGGGGUCAAAUUCGAAGGGAAAAUCUGUGGGGUGUCGAUCAUGAGGGCUGGAGAAGCCAUGGAACAGGGGCUCCGAGACUGUUGUCGGUCAGUCCGUAUCGGGAAGAUCUUGAUUCAACGCGACGAAGAGACAUGCAUGCCGAAGCUCUUCUACGAGAAGCUACCGGCAGACAUUGCCGAGCGUUGGGUUCUCCUUCUGGAUCCAAUGUUUGCAACCGGAGGAUCUGCGACUUUGGCCGUGGAGGUGUUGAAGAACAAGGGGGUCCCAGAACACCGGAUAUUGUUUUUGAAUCUUAUUGCAAGCCCAUCGGGUGUUGCUGAAUUCGCGGAAAGGUUCCCUAAACUGAGAGUCGUGACUGCUUUCAUCGAUCAAGGACUGGACGAAAAAAAAUACAUUACCCCUGGGCUGGGCGAUUUCGGCGACCGAUACUAUACACUGUGA
Molecule: messenger RNA, 741 nt
Organism: Penicillium alfredii
Lineage: Eukaryota; Fungi; Ascomycota; Eurotiomycetes; Eurotiales; Aspergillaceae
Product: uracil phosphoribosyltransferase
Exons: 4
Coding region: 1-741 (246 amino acids)
Source: RefSeq, a predicted model, not a curated record